Lytechinus pictus (painted urchin) is the source of this 3826-nucleotide messenger RNA. Its product is annotated as lactadherin-like. The transcript has 11 exons. The coding region runs from base 127 to 1854 and encodes 575 amino acids. Gene Ontology annotation, cellular component: membrane. The record is from RefSeq and is a predicted model, not a curated record. Lineage: Eukaryota; Metazoa; Echinodermata; Echinoidea; Temnopleuroida; Toxopneustidae.
CUCCCAUCUAAUAUCAUAAUUCAUCAAACAAAUUUGCAGCUCCCUUCUUAUUUGAUAUGAGUGACCUUUUUCAUCAACACAACGAGCUAAAGCAUUUGAGGUCUUUGGCGUCUAGCGGAAUGCAUCAUGUCUAAUUAUGGGAAGCAGAAAUGGAAUUUGAUUAAGGAAACUGGUCAAGGAGCAAUUACUUUUGUCAUCCUGCUCGUGACGGAGAUUACAUUUUGUGCAACAGCAUCGUUUGACGUCCAUGAUGUGUGUCCUCACGUGACCAUGACGUCUUGUCCAACCAUUACUCGAGAGAAUGGCGACACUGUGCAAUACAUACCGAAACUCCUAACACCCGAUCUGGAUUGGAUAACUCAAGAGAUAUCCAAAGAUCAUCAGAUUUCUGAGGACGCUCGUCAUUAUUUUUGCACUGAACCAGCAUGUCUUUCGAACCCUUGCCUGCAUGGAGGAACUUGUGAGGAAACAGAAAUUGGAUUCUCUUGUAUCUGCAUCAAUGGUUACCAGGGUAACAGAUGCGAGAAUGACAUGAAUAUCCUGUCUGUAAAGCUUCUUGGUGAUAAUGUAUCCGAGGGACCACUAGCUCUGACAUCCCGUCCGCGCUCUAACACGUAUGUCUUGAUACAUCAACAACAAUGGAACAUGAAUCUUUCUCAGCUGGCAUGUCAGUACCUAGGUUUUGAAGGAGUAUUUGCUACUGUAAGUGGUGCGGUGUAUGAUUUCAUCGCCCCUUCUGAGGUUGUAUCAGUGGUGUGUCCUGAUGACGUCAUGAACAUAACUGAGUGCUGGUACGAGACUAGAGUUGGUGGAAUCAACGAAAGCGAGACUAUAGCCGUAAUAUGUUGCCCUGUGAACUCCUGUAAUGUAUCUGGUAGACCUCUUGGCCUUGAAAGUGGUGCGUUGCCUGAUUCGGCAAUAUCUGAGUCGGGUUGCUAUGGAACUGGUAACCUGUACUGCGGUCGUUCUGGUCGGUUAAACGCUCUGUCUACCUGGAUUCCAUUCUAUUCCAAUGAGUAUCAAUGGAUGCAGGUCCAAUUCGAGUCCAGUUAUAUCAUAACGGCUGUAACCGUUCAGGGAAGGCACAACGCCUAUCAGUGGGUCACAUCAUUUGUCGUUUCUUCUAGUCUGGACACCAUUACUUGGACUGAUUACCUAAAUGUGUACUCUGGAUCAGUCGAGGUAUUUCCAGGAAAUUAUGACAAAGAUAACCACGUGACUCAAAUGUUCAUUAGACCAAUCGCUGGGCGAUCUUUUCGGAUUAAUCCAAAGACAUUUUACGGACAUAUAGCGAUGAGGAUGGAACUAUUUGGGCUUGGACCUGUAACAGAUAUCAUAGCGGCACUCACCGUCGAUGGAAAACAUGGUUGCCGUCCUCUGCGAGGUGAGGGACUCGGCGUAGAAGACGGUGGUAUACCAGACAGCAGUUUAACUUCUUCAUCAGUCUGGGGAGCCGGACAUGAACCGUACAGAGGAAGACUUAACAAACCUGAAAUUUCAGGCAGUGUUGGGGCAUGGGUCGCCGUAGAUGCGGAUAGCAACAAAUGGGUGAAAGUUGAGUUAAACGAUGAAACUUUGGUUACUGGUGUAAUCAUUCAAGGACGAGCUAGGGAAGCAUAUGGUCAAAUGGUCACGUCAUUACAUAUCUCAUACUCCAGGGACAAUACCAAUUGGAUCUUUGCACUGGAAGACCAAUGUGGCGUGAGGAAAACCUAUGCAGGAAACUUUGAUGCCAACUCGUAUGUGACGAUAUUGUUCCCUCAUCCUGUAACUGCUCGAUUUGUCAGAUUUCAUCCUGUAACGUUCCAAAAUCAUGCGUCAAUGAGAUUUGAAGUACUCGGUAUUAACAACUAAUCUAGUUUAUAACCAUAACUAAUUAUUCUUUAAUCGCCAAUACCUAUUUGGACACUUCUCAGGCUCUCCCUGAAAUAUGCAUACCCACUCCUACACACGUGCUUGCACUCUUAUUGAAACAACAUCAAAUGCAUAGAAACAAUACACACACCGACACACACACAUGUCAGUGGGGGACUCGGUUUGGUAGCUAAUGUGGGGAUGUGUGUGAGUGGUGCCAUGCACUCGAUUUCCUGAAUUUAAUUACACAAUCCGAGCUAAAAAAACCCCUAAACAUACGCGUUACUUCCCGAAAUUCGACCCCAUACAUACACACCUAUUUAAAGUAGUGGUCACACCGCCAGAACUUUGCUGGAGCGGUUCUUGAACGGUAGGGAGAGGGGGUCGAAUUUCGAUAACGCUCGUCACCGCGCGUAAAAUGGGGAGAGAAAAAUCGAAAACACGCGGGCGUUGCCUUAGCGGUGCACCGCUAAAGCCGGCGUUAUUGAUUUAAUGUCCAGGGGGUAGAUGUCCUAGAAUCGUCGGGCGUUGAAUAUAGCGAUUCACUGCGGUGAUGAACUUUGGUUUGGCGUUGGUAUGGAGGUUUCAUCGCUAAACCAACGCUAAAGCAACGCUUGCUUUAGCGGUGCACCGCUAAUGCAACGUCCGUGUUUUCGAUUUUUUCUCCCCAUUUUGCGCGCGGUGACGAGCGUUAUCGAAAGUCGGUCGAAACUCCAACCUGAAACUGGACAAAACUUUUUUGUAAACUGGAACAGAAUGAGUACCUUACUUAACGAUAAUUGAUGCGAAUGCAAAACGAGGGCCAAAAUUUGUGAUAUUCCAACCAGAAAACUGGACAUUCUAAACAUUUUUAUAACCAUGAAGAGGAUUAGUACCAUACUUUACAAUUCAUGCGAGCGCGAUCCAAAAUUAUGCGAUUUUCAAAUCUAAAAUGUAUUAUGUUUUACUAUGAAAAGGGUAUUUCUUUUUGAAAAGGGUAUAUUUCAUUUGGAAAAAAGGCAUUUUCGAUUUUGAAAAGGGGGCAUUUUUUCCUGAAGGGAAUUUUUAGGGGGGGGGCAAGAGAGCACAAGUUGACAUUUUCAAAUGCUGAACUAAAAUAGGGAUUAAAACUGCCUGCAAACUCGUUAGUUGAGAAGUCCAGACAUACGAUCUAACGUUUCAGCUGGGCUGGCUGUGCACAGCCAAAUCUCCACUGCAGGCCCAGGCAGCCGUAGGCACUGGCCCCCGGCGCGGCCCUGGCAUACACACACAGCUAUUGGAGGUCUGAGGCUGCCUCAUACCGGUACUCAUAGAUCUAGACUAGUCAAUGCAAAGCUGUAUCUGGCAUUUUGGGUAUAAUAAUGCCUUUGUGCCAACAUAUUAUCAAUUUAGGCAUACAUAUUUAUGUUGUCCAGGGUUAUUAAAGGAUCUGCAUUACAUUUUGGUAUUUUCAUGCAUCCGGUAAUAAAUCAUGCGUCCAGUAAAAAAAAUCAUGCGUCCAGUAAAAAAAAUCAUGCGUCCAGUAAAUAUUUUCAUGCGUCCAGUAAAUUGAAUUUACCGGACGCAUGAAAUUAUCAUGCAUCCGGUAAAUCAUUAAUUUUUGUGGUUUAUUCAAUAAUUUUUUUCCAUUCUAUAAAACAGAUGAUGCAUGGGUUUCUUUCGUGGGUCAGUGGAACUGUGUGCACGCGGUAACUUUGGCAUUAUGGUCUAAACCCACUCGGCUGCGCCUCGUGGGUUAAACCAUGCCAAAGUUACCUUGUGCACACAGUUCCUACUGACCCACUCUAACCCAUGCAUCAUUUGUAUAUUAACUGAUAUUGCAGUAUGAAUAUUCUGCCUAACCAGCCAAAUUUGUCGCCCCAUCUUUUUUACGCCCUCACACGUUUCUCCUCCCCCCUCUCUCUCCAUUCCUCUUUUCUCGCCUGUUUAAAACAUAUCAGACCCCCCCCAAACAAAAGGAAAAGAGAGAGGGAGAGAGAAGUUCUACCACCAC